Molecule: messenger RNA, 861 nt
Organism: Vicia villosa (hairy vetch)
Lineage: Eukaryota; Viridiplantae; Streptophyta; Magnoliopsida; Fabales; Fabaceae
Exons: 5
Coding region: 1-861 (286 amino acids)
Biological process (GO): cytidine to uridine editing; chloroplast RNA modification
Cellular component (GO): chloroplast
Source: RefSeq, a predicted model, not a curated record
AUGGCAUUGUCACAAUUUCGUUCUUCUCUCAAAUUCGGUAACCCAUUUCCAAUGGCAACACUCUCUUCCUCCACCAAUUCCUCCAAAACCCUAACCCCACCUAACCACCCCAAAACCUCAUCUCUCAAUUUCAACAACCUCUCCAUCCGUACCAAAAUCCGUACCCGAAACCCUAUCCAAAUUUGCGCGGCGGCCAAGGAAGAUUUCUCUUCCAACAAAAGCGGAAGCAGUGAGCAGAAGGAAACGAUUAUGCUUCCCGGUUGUGACUACAACCAUUGGCUCAUUGUAAUGGAGUUUCCUAAAGACCCUAAACCCUCUCGUGAACAGAUGAUUGACACUUACCUUCAAACUCUUGCUACUGUCUUGGGAAGUUUAGCUUUUGGAAGAAAAAUGCAGAAUUUGUCCUCGCUCGCAAGGUGUUCGAUGAAAUGUCCCAACCGAAUUCCUUUUGUGGCGAAGUUAGCGGUGAGAGAGGAAUUUGAUUUAGUUGAUGUUAACGGCUCAACGAAAUUGAGGAAUGUUUAUUGUAUGAGUACUGUGGAUGAUGAUAAAGGACUUGGUCCUACUUUUCCUUCUCAGAUUGAAAUUUCCAACAUUGUUAAUGGUAUGGGUGAUCCACAGUCUCAAGAUCCAGUUGUAUAUGAUAACGGUGUAAGCUAUAUGUUUGUACAGCAUAGCAAUGUUUACCUCAUGACAGCAACUAGACAAAACUGCAAUGCCGCUAGCCUCAUUUCCUUCCUUCAUCGUAUAGUUGAUGUGUUCAAGCAUUAUUUUGAGGAAUUGGAAGAGGAAUCUCUUAGGGAUAACUUUGUCGUUGUGGUAAAGUGCUUGUGUAUCUAUGGACUUAGUUUUUUUUAUUAG